This is a messenger RNA of Equus caballus (horse), 4650 nucleotides long. RefSeq names its product protein tyrosine phosphatase receptor type H (gene PTPRH). Gene Ontology annotation, biological process: peptidyl-tyrosine dephosphorylation involved in inactivation of protein kinase activity. Gene Ontology annotation, cellular component: signaling receptor complex. The record is from RefSeq and is a predicted model, not a curated record. NCBI's taxonomy places the organism in Eukaryota, Metazoa, Chordata, Mammalia, Perissodactyla, Equidae. Gene Ontology annotation, molecular function: protein tyrosine phosphatase activity; protein binding.
UUUUUCAUCCAUUAAGAAAAUACCUCCUUAGUCAAUCACUGUUCUUCAAAUGCUUGAUACAUAGUAACAGUUAACCCCAGAUUCGGGCCUACCUCUUUACAUCAAACUCCACUGAUGAAUAAUGGGCCACCCUUUUUUCAAACAGUGGACCCUCAGAUGUCUGUGGCUCCAGAACUGGCCCAAAGUGGGGAGCUGCCCUGUAUCCGAGCUAGACAGUACUUUUAAUUCCAUUUUUAAAACAAGGAGACAGAGACACAGAGAGGUUGGAUGGAUGACGUUCAAGAUCACAUAGGUGGUUAAUGGGGAGAAUGCAAACGCAGGCAUGUGGCUCCGGGACCUGCUUUCCUCACUGCCGUAUGUGUGUGAAAUUAAGGCAGCUUGUGUGUGCACAUAAUCAUCAAGUCCACAAAAAUAGCCUGAAAAGCCCUUCUGGACACUUGGUUUAGGGAGAAACCAAAAAUAAACGUGGCUAUGAUUUAUGGAGUGUUUAAAAUGGGCCAUGCCUUAUUCUGAGACUUUACGCAUACAAAUGCGGUUACUUCUCACAGCAUAUUUAUAAGGGGUUGUGCCCAUUUUUUAUAAAUGAGGAAACUGAGUCACUGGGAAUUUAAGCCACUUGUUUAAGGUCACAGGGGAAUGUGGCAAGACGAAUAUGCAAAUACGGCACCUAUAGUCUGGUGUGUGUUGUAGAGAUGGCACAGGCUCCCAAGGGCUUCAGCCCAGCGUGGGCCACUUCUGAACUGAAUCCUAAUGGGGAGCAGGAACAAGAUUGUCGGAAAAUGAGAUCGUUGGGGGAAGGUGCACCUGGCCGGGGAGACCACACAUGCAGAGGCCAGGAGGCAGGAAUGUACUGGGCUCAUUUUGUGAGACCUGCAAGGGCUUGUGGGAGGCAGGAAGAGGCGAGAUGGGCCAGAGUCUGAAUCAAAAGGUUGACCCCACUGCGGGACAGGAGAUCUAGCCCUGCCUGGCCUUGGUGGUAACUGUCCUCUUGUGAGAUGGAGAAGUGAGACAUCCCUCUCUCAGCUGCUCCACCCAUCAAGGAACUCUGAGUGCAUUCACACAGCAGCAGGGAAGCAGCACCUAAUACCGGGGUGUCUUACUUCAACCAAGUGGGGACGCGGCCUUGGCGGGAUAAAGUGGGCAGAAGAGGGGGCUGGACGGGAGACCCCGUGGCCAGGGGUGCAGGACCGCCUGGAGGCGAGGACCCAGGCGAGGGCGGGGCUGGGAGCUCUCACACUGGAGCCUCCACUUCCUCCUCCUCCCUCCCGCCCCGGCCUGUGGCCUCACCGUGGGGCUGGGAAAGGGGAAAUUGUGCCGAUUAAAGUCCAGCAGGUGGAAGUCCAGGGCUGGGACACCUGGGUCCCUCGGCAGUGUCUGAGACAUGACCAGGGCUGGCGGGGGCCUCUGGGCCUUCGGGAGCCUGGUGCUGCUGGGGCUGUGCAGCUGGACAGGAGCCAGGGCCAAUGCCCCCAACCCUGUCAGGAACCUGAGCGUGGAGGCUCAGACCACCAACUCCAUCACCCUGAGGUGGGAGGCGCCCGAUGACCCUGACUCUCAGGACUACACCUACUGGAUCCAGUGGACUGGUGAUGGUGACAAACUUGAGAACAGAAGCACAACAAACACCAGUGUCACCGUGGAUGGACUGAAACCUGGGUCCUCGUAUGAAUUUUCCGUGUGGGCAGAGAAGAAUGGAACUGGUAGCUCCUGGGAAACGCUCAAUGCCACCACAGCCCCCAACCCUGUCGGGAACCUGAGCGUGGAGGCUCAGACCACCAGCUCCAUCACCCUGAGGUGGGAUUCGCCCGAUGACCCUGGCAGUCAGGACUACACCUACUGGAUCCAGUGGACUGGUGAUGGUGACAAACUUGAGAACAGAAGCACAACAAACACCAAUGUCACUGUGGAUGGACUGGAACCUGGGUCCUCGUAUGAAUUUUCCGUGUCGGCGGAGAAGAAUGGAGUCUAUAGCUCCUGGGAAACGCUCAAUGCCACCACAGCCCCCAACCCUGUCAGGAGCCUGAGUGUGGAGGCUCAGACCACCAGCUCCAUCACCCUGAGGUGGGAGGCGCCCGAUGAGCUUCAGGACUACACCUACUGGAUCCAGUGGACUGGUGAUGGUGACACACCUCAGAACAAAAGCACAACAAGCACUACUGUCACCGUGGAUGGACUGAAACCUGGGUCCUUGUAUGAAUUUUCCGUGUUUGUGGAGAAGAAUGGAGUCUAUAGCUCCUGGAAUAAUCUCAGUGCCACCACAGCCCCCAACCCUGUCGGGAACCUGAGCGUGGAGGCUCAGACCACCAGCUCCAUCACCCUGAGGUGGGAUUCGCCCGAUGACCCUGGCAGUCAGGACUACACCUACUGGAUCCAGUGGACUGGUGAUGGUGACAAACUUGAGAACAGAAGCACAACAAACACCAAUGUCACUGUGGAUGGACUGGAACCUGGGUCCUCGUAUGAAUUUUCCGUGUUGGCGGAGAAGAAUGGAGUCUAUAGCUCCUGGGAAACGCUCAAUGCCACCACAGCUCCCAGUGAAGUCACGGAUCUGCAGAAUGAAACUCAGACCAACAACUCAAUCACUCUGUCGUGGGAGGCCCCCCAAGACCCCCAUUCUCGUCUCUACAUAUACUGGGUCCAGUGGGCCAGUGAGGGACAUCCUGAGAGGGGGCAAGGUCUCCAAGGACUUCAGACCAACCAGACAGGCAGGAUCAGGUAUGAGGUGAAGGCCCUGGAGCCCGGGACUCUGUACACCUUCAGCGUGUGGGCAGAGAGGAACAAUGUAACCAGUUCCAAACAGAGCCUCCACGUGUCCACAGUUCCGGAUCCCGUCACCAUCAUCUCCUGCAUCAGCAUCCCUGGGGGCUAUGGGGUCAUCCUGACCUGGUCUUGUCCCCCAGGAGGCUACCAGGCCUUUGAGUUGCAGGUGGGUGUGCAGCGGGACUCCCAGGACAAUUCCUCCUGUGAGAAGGGCGUGUCUGUGUCGGGUCUGCAGCCAGCUCGGUCCUACCCAGCCACCGUUACGACUGUCUGGGAUGGAAUGAGGGCCCUGCCUGUCUCCGAGAUCUGCCACACCGACAGUGCAGGGGUCAUCGCCGGAGCCAUUAUUGGUGUCCUUCUGCUUCUCAUCCUGGUGGGCCUACUGGUUUUCUUCCUGAAGAGGAGACGUAAGAAGAGUGAGAAGAAAGCAGCGCCCAUGGAUCCGGACUGUUGCUUUACAGGGGACAUCCAGGCAGAAGACUUCGCUGACCAUGUCAGGGAAAAUGCGAAGGACAGCAACUGUGGUUUUGCAAACGAGUACCAGCAAUUGGCCCUGGAGGGCCACAACCAGUCUCAGACGGUGGCCUUAGCUCCAGAAAACAGCGCCAAGAACCGUUACAGAAACGUGCUGCCCUAUGACUGGUCCCGCGUGCCCCUGGAGCCCCUCCAUGAGAAGCCAGGCUCUGACUACAUCAACGCCAGCUUCAUACCUGGUCUCUGGAGUCCCCAGGAGUUCAUUGCAGCCCAGGGCCCCCUGCCCCAGACCGUGGGUGACUUCUGGCGCCUGGUGUGGGAACAGCAGAGCCACACCUUGGUCAUGCUGACCAACUGUGUGGAGUCCGGCCGGGUGAAGUGUGAGCAUUAUUGGCCUCUAGAUGCCCAGCCCUGCACCCAUGGGAGCCUACAAGUGACCCUGACGGAUGAGGAGGUGAUGGAGAACUGGACAGUACGAGACCUGAAGCUUUGGCACAUGCAAGAGCAGAAGGCUCUAUCUGUGCGUCAGUUCCACUACAUGACCUGGCCAGACCAUGGCGUCCCCCACUCCCCAGACCCCUUGCUGGCUUUCUGGAAGAUGCUCCGGCAGUGGUUGAACCAGACCAUGGGGGGAGGCCCCCCCAUCGUGCACUGCAGUGCUGGUGUGGGCCGCACGGGCACCCUCAUCGCCCUGGACGUCCUCCUGCGGCAGCUGGAGUGUGAGGGUCUCGUGGGGCCCUUCAGCUACUUGAAGAAGAUGAGGGAAAGCCGGCCGCUGAUGGUGCAGACUGAGGCCCAGUACGUGUUCCUGCACGAGUGCAUCCUGCGGUUCCUCCAGCAGUCCUCCCUAAUCCCAGCCAAGAAGGAGCCCAUGUAUGAGAAUCUGCUCUACAAGAAUGUGGCCGCCAUCCAGGCCGAGCAGCAGGAGGCAUAAGCUGCAGGAGGGCUGAGACCCCAGCCCAGCUAGGAUCAAACUCUGCAUCCCUACUUCACCCCAGAUUCCAGGACCCCUGGGAGAGCAGAGGGCUGGGGUCCCAGACUCCUGGGCCCUGCAGGAGGAGGGGGCUGGCAGUCUAAACUAUUUCCUUGGGGGAGGAGGUCAGGUGGAAGCUGGGAUGCUGGAUUCCUGCUUCCUCAGAGGGGAGGGAUGGGAGCAAGGAUUUCCUCAUUCUUUGAGGGAGGAGGACCCCGGAGGCCCGGGCUGCAGGGUCUCAAGGAAACAAGCUGAAUUCCAAGGAAGGAAAGAACUAGGGUCUGGAAAUCUGGCUACCCAAGGAGCAAGGGCAGGCAGGAUCUUGCUCAUCUUUUACUCGAGAAACAAAAUCAGUCUUCCAGGGUCUGAGGUUUCCCUGCACCUCAUUGCCUGUACAUUUUUUUUUCUAUCCCAUAAUUUAUUAAAUCACUGUUCUCCCCAGA